ACCUGCUAAUUUAUUUGGGCAGUCGCGUUGACAACAGUGCCAACAGCUUUGGACAUUGGGGCGAAGACGCUACGACACCGAUGCGAGAAGAUCAGACACAACGGCUUUUCUUGAUCAAAUGAAUUAAGCUUGCGAUGUUGUAGCCAGAAUAUUUCUUUCUUCCAAUGGAGCAUAAAACACGGACACUGUCCUUUAGAAAUUGCCUAUUAUUCUUUACCUUUCAGGUAGUAGUAGCUUUUUUCUUGUUCUCUGCUUUAUUUCAAGUCAAACACGGAAAUGAUCAAACUGAGCCCAUUGAUGUUACUUCUAAGCCAGAGGAACCAGCAAAAAUUAUUCUCCUGUGGACUUGGCCCUUUGGUUAUACAUUUCCCCUGAACAAGUGCCCGAGUCAAUUUGAUGGAACUGGUUGUUUUUUUACAGCCAAUCGCAGCUUGUAUUCAGAGGCAGCUGCUGUUGUUCUGCACAGUAGAGAUGUAUGUUCAUCUAGGAAUCAGUUACCACAGGCCCCAAGACCCCCAAAACAAUAUUGGGUUUGGUUUACCUUGGAGUCCCCAAGCCACAAUCCCAACACAGCGUUUAUGGAGAAACUCAUCAAUCUGACCAUGUCUUACCGUGCUGACUCAGAUAUUUUUACUCCUUAUGGCUGGCUAGAAAGGCAUGAUGGAAAAGAAAACUUCACUAUGCCCGCCAAGACAAAACUAGUAGCCUGGGUAGUCAGUAACUGGAACCCAAACUCCAGAAGAAUCAAAUAUUAUGAGGAGUUAAAGCCACACCUUGCUGUUGAUAUCUAUGGCCUACAGCAUUUACCGCUUCCUAGACCAAAACACAUUGAAAUUCUUUCCCAGUACAAAUUUUAUUUAGCUUUUGAAAAUUCAAUUCACGAAGACUACAUCACUGAGAAACUCUGGCAUAAUGCCCUCUCAUCGUGGGCUCUACCUGUUGUUUUGGGGCCCUCGCGUUCUAACUAUGAGCGUUUUUUACCCCCCGAGUCAUUCAUCCACGUAGAUGACUUUCCAACUGCUAAGGGACUUGCUGAUUAUCUAAACGAGCUUGAUAAAGAUGAUAAUAAAUACAUGCAACAUUUCAACUGGAGGAAACAUCUAAAACCAGUAGCACCUGAGAGUUGGAACCCCCAUUACUGCAAAGUAUGCAAAGCUAUAAAAGACGCACCGUCUUAUAGGACUUUUCCAAGCAUUACCAAUUGGUUUAAAUAAAACAAUAUGCACAAAUCAAAUGAACAUUCUAUUGUACCUAUUUAAUAGGAGACUUCUAAAAUGUAAAUAACCCUGUAAUAGUAUUUUCAUUUUCUAUUAUUGAGUCAGUACUACCUAUGGCUUGUGUAUUAAGAAGAUCUAAUACUAAUACAUGAACCAAAGGUUGACUCCAUGGUUUCGGGGAUGACUUCAUAUUUAAUCAUUCACACUGAAUCAAUCUGAGAAUUUAAUGGAUUUGAAUGGAACAUGGGAGAUAAUUGAAAAUAUAUUAUUGAAAAUCUGUUUUUCUUAUUAUUAAUUAUUUUGUUUUGGUGUUUUUAUAAGUCCUGUCAAGCUUACAAUUCAGCCAGCAACUGCAGUCAUUACAUUUACCCAGAAAAUUAAACAGGUGAUUUCUUUCAUUGAAGGGGAAGUAAAGUCUAAAAUAGAAUAAGGAUAGAAAUGCUGUAUUUUGAAUACUAAACAUAAACAUGAACUUACUGCACCACAAGCCUAAUCAAACAAAUGAUUUAUGCUUUCAGAGUUGGCCACAGGGGGUCACCGUCUUGUAACUUUGUUAUACAUCUUUGCAAGACUAAGACUGUGCACAUGCUCAGUGUGGACUGGGCUGCUUAGGGAUCGUCAUAAAUGAUCAAAACAGCACAAGUCAAAUAAUAUCUGCCAGAAGCCGAUACAGCAAGGGCCCUGUCCUUACUGUUUGCCCUAAUGACAAUCUGGUAUGGGAAGCAAGCCAUUGUGCCCCUUGCACCCCAGAGUAAUGUAAAUGACCCAUAUUGGCUAUCUAGGGUGCUUGGCAACAUCUAAGUCCAAUCACUAAGCUCCAUAUUCUGUCACUUCUUGUCAGUGAUAAUAGCAUCAUGUCCCUAGUUUUUUUUCCACCACCAGUAAUUGCUUGAGGCAUCUUCUGCCUCUGGUGCACAUCAUCCUCUGGUGCACAAGAAGGUGGGAGCUGAGACCAUGUGGCCUAGGGGCGUCAAAGAGGAAAAUCUGUGCCUGUAUCGGAGGUUUGAGAGUGCCACAACUAGUCAUAUUUAAGUUACACACGUGUGAAAUCUGUGGUCUUGUAACCACCUUAAAUUGAUUAUACAUGGUCCAAUAAAAUCGCCCCCUCCGCAGCUCAACAGCCAAUUUAUGAGGCCCUUGCAAGAUCCUGCAUGAUGGACAUGUUGAAUGGAUACUGAUUGGUCAAGCUUGAAUAUCCUAAUCGUGAUAAGCGAUUUUUUUUUCACCAGGCAUGGAUUCGCAGCAAAUUUCAACACUUUGCCAGAUUUUUCACAAAUUUUUGUGCAGCAAAAAUCCUCAUUGGCAAAAUUGUCACUGAAACAAAAAAGUCACCAUAAGAAAAAAAAUACGCCCGAUGACUUUGUAAAAGCAUUUUUGACGCCAAUUGGCUUCAAUUCGUUUUGCAAAUUUUUUGCCACCUUACGAACUUUCUCACCGUUUCGUGAAUUUUCCGGCAAAGUGAAACGGGACAGAUUCGCUCAUCACUAGUGUUUAAAGCUGAAACUUACCUGGUUGAAUUCUCUUUAACAAAAGUCUGAAAGGAAUCCGAACAUUCUGGAGUCAGUGUAAAUAAAAUGCAAGAUGGAAUUAGAGAGAACAGAACUAACAAUACCUUUCGAAACAAGUAAAUUGAACAAUGAGUAUAAUAAAUUAUUUAUUUAAGCAAA
Molecule: messenger RNA, 2884 nt
Organism: Xenopus laevis (African clawed frog)
Lineage: Eukaryota; Metazoa; Chordata; Amphibia; Anura; Pipidae
Gene: fut6.S
Product: fucosyltransferase 6 S homeolog
Biological process (GO): glycoprotein biosynthetic process
Cellular component (GO): Golgi apparatus; Golgi cisterna membrane; membrane
Molecular function (GO): glycosyltransferase activity; alpha-(1->3)-fucosyltransferase activity; fucosyltransferase activity
Source: RefSeq, marked provisional